AUGGAUAAUCGAAAACAGAGGAUCUUGAAUACUAUUCGAAAUUCAGAAGAAUUACGUGGAAGAGCCAUUGAACAGCUGGAAAAAGCCCGGGCUCGCUUACGGAAAGUGGAAAUGGAAGCAGAGCAGUUUCGAGUGAAUGGAUACUCUGAGAUAGAGCGAGAAAAAUUGAAUUUGAUAAAUUCAACUUAUAAGACUUUGGAACAAUUAGAGAAUUACAAAAAUGAAACUAUUCAUUUUGAACAACAAAGGGCGAUUAAUGAAGUCCGACAACGGGUUUUCCAACAAGCCUUACAAGGAGCUCUAGGAACUCUGAAUAGUUGUUUGAACAACGAGUUACAUUUACGUACCAUCAGUGCCAAUAUUAGCAUGUUGGGGGCGAUGAAAGAAAUAACUGAUUAG
Messenger RNA from Ilex paraguariensis (yerba mate), 399 nucleotides. NCBI's taxonomy places the organism in Eukaryota, Viridiplantae, Streptophyta, Magnoliopsida, Aquifoliales, Aquifoliaceae. The record is from the annotation of a GenBank genome assembly.